Messenger RNA from Meloidogyne enterolobii, 399 nucleotides. NCBI's taxonomy places the organism in Eukaryota, Metazoa, Nematoda, Chromadorea, Rhabditida, Meloidogynidae. The record is from the annotation of a GenBank genome assembly.
AUGCCUGAGCGUUUAAUAAAAAUAGUUGGAGAAUUGGAGAAGCCUAAAGGCUAUAUUUGUGUUCCCAUAUCAAAUAGCUCAACUAUUUAUCAUUGGCAACACCCUUUAGAGGCUCUAGAUUUUAUCCAAACAACUUCUAAUAAUUUCCCUCAAAAUUGCCCAUCAAAAUUUUCUUCAAAAAUUAAAACAGAAACAAAUACUUCAAUUAAUUUUUUUUUAUUUUUGCUUCCAAUUUUAUUAAUAACUGUGCCAUUAAUUAUUGGAAUUUUAAUGUUACUAAACAUUUCUAACUGGAAUGAUUUACAUUGGGUUAAAACAACAACAAAGUCUUCAAUGUUUGCCUACGAACCUUUACAAAUUAAAAAUGGAAAUGAAGAAAAUAAUGUUGAUAAUGUUUAA